CUCGAAUAUUUGAUGUUUCUAUUUUUUGCUCAUUCGUCACAAGUUCUCGCGAACAACGGUCAUAUUAACCACCUCCCUUCGAGACCGCCACCAUGCGCGGCGUCUCCCUCCUAGCUAGAAGAGGGCGCAUAGAUCAAUUGGGACUUCGGAGAGACUACAUUUGUCGCCAAUGUAGAGCUAUCCAGCUCAGUUCCUCCCCCACUACCGGGUCGCCUCGCCUCGGGGGAGAUGUCUUCGGCACGUCCAUUGAUGUCUCUAAAGAUGUUGCGGAUGCUAGAUUUGAAGUGUUAGGGACGCCGUAUUCCCUCCUCUCGGUGUCUCUGUCGGCUUCGCAGAGGCUGUACACACGUCGCGGAACAUUAGUCGCAGUGUCGGGUAAAGCGCAAAAUGCGCAAUCGACCCUCUCCUUACUCUCACCUUUUACGCGAGCCGUCACAGGAGUCCCCUUCCUCUACCAACGCAUAUCCUCCACAACUCCGCUCACGGCAUUAAUAUCUACUAAGUCACCUACGACUACAUUUUCUAUACUGCACCUUGAUGGGACGACAGAUUGGAUGGUAGCGCAAAGAUCGGCGCUUCUCGCGUGGACUGGACAUUCAUUGAGCGUAACUCCCCGAAUCCAAUAUCGACUCCCAGUCGCCCACUGGGGUUCGUCCGAGUUGACCGGCCGAGGACUUGCUGCAUUAUCUGCACCAGGACACAUAUACCAACUUACCUUGGCGGAAGAGGAGGAAUUCGUAGUUCACCCCUCGAACGUGGUAGCUUAUACGGUGACAAAGCACCCACCUUUGCCCUUCAGAUUCAAGAGCUCGGGCAUUAGAUUCCAGGUACCUUCGAUUACGACAUGGCUAGGGGAUAACAAGUUCCUGAAGACAAUGCGCGGGACCGAGACUUACAAGUUCCUUUCCCGAGUCCUAUUUAGUCUCCGCACGACAGCGAGACGCACGAUAUGGGGUGAUAGGCUAUUCUUACAAUUCCGAGGCCCAACCACGAUACUCAUGUCGAGCAGAGGCACUCGGAUUAGCGACGUGCUCACGAGUGCAGACGUCAAUGAGCUUGCCGACGCCCCUAUGGGAGAGGUCCCCGCUACCGUGGAGUUGGUAACGAAGCCGAAGCCCGACGUCACACCGAAGACGAAGGAUGCGGCGGAGGUCAAGAUAAAUGUGGCGAGCGUUGGACAAGACGGAAAGGUCUCGUUUGCCGACGCCAAAAAUCUUAAAGACUUUGAGAAGUCAUAAUAGAUUGGCAGUUCUACCGUCAUUAAAAACUAAAUAAGUUAUUGUAUCAUACAGCCGGCCAUAGCAUAAUGAUUACUGGGGGCUAGUUUCCUCCUAGUUCCCUUGGUGAAAUUUAGGAAGCAUUACACGAUAUAGUAUCAAGGUUGCAGCAUAAACAAAAACCCCAAUAAUUAGGUCAGCAUUCUGUUAGUUACACUUGUUAACGUAUGUGACAAAUUAUCUUGGAGCCCCGAGAAAUUCAUGUAGGGUCGAGCAUUUCU
Daldinia loculata is the source of this 1498-nucleotide messenger RNA. RefSeq names its product mitochondrial biogenesis AIM24-domain-containing protein. The coding region runs from base 93 to 1238 and encodes 381 amino acids. The transcript has 3 exons. Gene Ontology annotation, cellular component: mitochondrial inner membrane. NCBI's taxonomy places the organism in Eukaryota, Fungi, Ascomycota, Sordariomycetes, Xylariales, Hypoxylaceae. The record is from RefSeq and is a predicted model, not a curated record. Gene Ontology annotation, biological process: inner mitochondrial membrane organization.